Molecule: messenger RNA, 1969 nt
Organism: Aplysia californica (California sea hare)
Lineage: Eukaryota; Metazoa; Mollusca; Gastropoda; Aplysiida; Aplysiidae
Product: cytosolic Fe-S cluster assembly factor NUBP2 homolog
Exons: 8
Coding region: 226-1020 (264 amino acids)
Biological process (GO): iron-sulfur cluster assembly
Cellular component (GO): cytosol
Molecular function (GO): 4 iron, 4 sulfur cluster binding; ATP binding; ATP-dependent FeS chaperone activity
Source: RefSeq, a predicted model, not a curated record
UCGUGUAUCAAAGAAAAACCAAGGACGGCAACUACGGCCUACCUGCCACACUUGUAAACAAGCGGACACGAACUUGUGUCAAUCGACUGUCACUGAUGACUUUGCACGAUCUAAUUUCUCGGGCUCGCAUCUGAUACGAGCGUUUGGCUGUCUACGGACUAGACUAUAUUUUAUCAGAGUUGAUACAGUAUACAGGUUAAAAACGAUUGAAUUCCCAUCACAAUCAUGAAUCACCUGUCAUCUGUGAAGCAUGUGAUUAUCAUCCUGUCUGGGAAAGGAGGUGUGGGAAAGAGCACCAUGGCAGUGCAGAUUACCCUUGGGCUGCAUGCUGCUGGUAAAAAGGUUGGUCUUCUUGAUGUGGACUUGUGUGGACCCAGCAUUCCGAAGAUGUUCAACCUUGAAGGCAGAGAUAUUCAUCAGUGUCCAGAGGGGUGGUUGCCUGUUUAUGUGGACAAGGAGCAAAAGAUUGGAGUGAUGUCCAUUGGGUUUUUGUUAAGUGACUUGGACGAUGCUGUAGUAUGGAGAGGACCAAAGAAAAAUGCAAUGAUCAAACAGUUUUUGAGUGACGUGUACUGGCAAGACGUGGAUUACCUCAUCAUUGACACCCCUCCAGGCACUUCCGAUGAGCACAUCACUGUAAUGGAGGCCUUACGGGCGUAUAACCCCGACGGUGCUAUUCUGGUCACAACGCCACAGGCUGUUGCUGUCGGUGAUGUAAGGCGAGAGUUGACCUUCUGUCGCAAGACUCACAUCCCUGUGGUGGGCAUCGUGGAGAACAUGAGUGGUUAUGUCUGUCCACACUGCUCUGAAUGUACAAACAUAUUUUCCAAAGGCGGGGGGCAGUCUUUGGCUGAGCAGAAUAAUGUUCCAUUUCUUGGAAGCAUCCCCAUUGAUCGACAUUUGACAAUGAGUCUUGACACAGGGAAAAAUUUCUUAGAGGAAAACCCAGGGUCCCCUGCUGUUGAGGCUAUCAGCCACAUGGUGACAAGGCUGAUUGCAAUUGACAAAGAUUUGCCAUAAGUUCAGAGAAGAGUUUUUUGGAUAUUAUAUCAUCACUGUUGCAAGAAAAUUGAGUAGCUACAGCAAAACUCUGUUAACACCAACUUCAUGGGACCAGAGACUUUCUUUGUGUUCAGCAGAUUUCGUGUGUAGGAAAGUUACAAUGCAUAAAGUAAAGGGGGGGGGGGGAAACAAUAGGUUUGGAAAUCCUUUUGUAGGUACAGGCAUCUCAUGUUUAAUGGCUUCAUGUUAAACAGUCUACUGUAAAUCUUUGUAAUCACCAUAUCAAACUGAGUCAAACUGAACUAUUCAUUUUUCUUGUGAAGGUGAGUUGUGUAGGAUGUGGUGUGUUGAUUAAUGAGUUGUGCAAGACCUUUCAAUAGCUGUUUGCAUAAUGGAAAAGAUCAAAAUUCUACACCGAUUUCAUGCAAUUGAUGGAUUUGCCAAUUGGUUACUGAAGUUCUCAUCCUUAAUUCAUUUUCUUUUGUCAUAAACAUUAUUUGAAUGCUUUUUGUUUUCAUCCACGUAGUAGCUGUUUCUUCUGUUAUAGAAAAAGAUCUCUGAUAUGUCAAGUCUGAUUCUCUUCAACCUGCACUUUAUGUUAUUUACUUUCAUUUUAAGUUUGGGUUGUGAUGUUUUGUCUCCUUUUCAUAAGUUUUGUAUGCUAUGAAUUUGAGUGCAUCUGAAAACCAUGAGAAUAUUAUGCAUCAACAUUUAUUUUCAUUGAUUACUAAUCAGGGAGUUAAUGUUUUACAGUUUUUUACGAUUUGAACUUUUGUUUGACAGUGCUUGUCAGUUACAACAAUAAUUUGUUACAAUUUAUGUACCUGUAUUUUAAACAGUUAUUUUUUUGUGUGCGUAGUGUCCAGAAAGAUCAGAUGUAUUUAGGAGAAGGAGGAAAAUGUCAUUGAUUUAGGCUGGUCUCUGUUAAACUGAGGAGAACAAAAUCAUUUAGCAAAAUAAUGAAAAA